This is a messenger RNA of Manacus vitellinus (golden-collared manakin), 1283 nucleotides long. RefSeq names its product fibronectin type III domain containing 11 (gene FNDC11). The transcript has 2 exons. The record is from RefSeq and is a predicted model, not a curated record. Lineage: Eukaryota; Metazoa; Chordata; Aves; Passeriformes; Pipridae. Bases 41 to 1216 code for a protein of 391 amino acids.
AGCCACAGCAGACACCUCCUGCUGAACAGGCAGAGCAGACAUGCUCUCCUCACGAAGCCCGGUGUCCCCGGUGUCCCCGGUGCCCCCGGUGCCCCCGGUGUCCCCGAGCCAGCAGCCCGCGAAGGAGAAGCACCCGAGCUUUGGAAGCAUGGCUAAGGUUUUCAAUGAGACUGAAACCCGUUCGGAGAGUACGGCGACCAGAGAAGGGCAAGACAAUGCCACCGUGCAGCAGUACAUGAGAAAUAAAAACCUUGUUCUGGAUUUCCUUCGCAAUGAGCUGAACCCUCGCCUCCUCCGGUACCACUGGAACAGACUUAAUCUUCUGAAGAAGUGUUACUUUUACUUGAAGAUUGAGCCCAGACACCUGUGCGUGAGAGACCCGAACAACAUGAUGAUUUGCGCUGACAUCUUGCAAAUCGCAAACCCCUGCCAACUCCAGAAGAUUAAGAAGAUAGGAAAAAACCAGACUGAAAUCCAGCUGGCACUUUUAACUGGGCUGUUGGAACAGCUGGAUCGAGGACGAAAGGAGCUGAGCCAUUACGUAGAGACCUGUGACAUGGCAACUUUCCUCUCCCAAUGGGACUUGACUAUAAAGAAAGUGCUCAAGCUCUCUGUGCUUUUCAGUAAACUCAUUGCCUUGGAAGAGCCAAGAAAGCUCCAUGUCAAGCACAGUUUGGUGUCACAGGUAAUUCUUGGAGGUGCUGUACACCCUCACAUUAGUCUUUCUCUAUAUACAAAGAAGCCACCGAUUUUUGAUCGGAGAGAGUCAUUUGCAUCCCAGAACUGGGCCCAGCUCAAGUGGAUUAAUGAAAAUCAAGAGUCACACCUCGAACGAUGGCAACUGGAGAUUAAGUUAAUGACAGACGACAGUCAGACAGAACCAGGAUACAGUCGGAUUCAGGAAGUCAUCUCCAACCCAUGCGUAAUCCAUCACCUGCAGCCUGGCAGAUCAUACGAGUUCAGAGUUAAAAGAUCUGACACUCACACACUUGUUUACUCACAGUGGCACGACCGCCUUGUAUUGCAGACAAAAACUGUCCCUGUUGAAGACACCAACGGCAGCACCAAUGGCAGCACCAACAGCAGCACCAACGGCAGCACCAACGGCAACACCAAUGGCAGCACCAACGGCAACACCAACAGCAGCACCACCAGCAGCACCAACGGCAGCUUCGGGUUUACAAGGCGGCUCACCAGAACAUCUUCCUCAUUGUAAUGGUUUGGAAAAGAUGAAUAAUCAAAAUAAAUUGUUUAAACAUUUUGCACAAAAUUGAACUCGUUCU